Molecule: messenger RNA, 631 nt
Organism: Corticium candelabrum
Lineage: Eukaryota; Metazoa; Porifera; Homoscleromorpha; Homosclerophorida; Plakinidae
Exons: 1
Coding region: 58-441 (127 amino acids)
Source: RefSeq, a predicted model, not a curated record
GUCAAACUGUCGUCUCAAACGGUCGAAAACAGACAGAUAAAACGAUUGACGGCUGCAAUGACUUUACUAGAGAAGACGGAAAUGAAUGGACGUGACGUCAUGACGGAUUCAUGCGUGUCACGUGACUUGAGUGACAAUGAGACAUUGGGGGAUGAGAGUGAGCAUAACACUCGAUCAUCAUCGACACUUCAUUCUCCAUCAACGUCUUAUAGUUUGGCUUCUGGUCAUCGAAGACAUGCCCACACACCAGAGGAAGGAAAUGAGUUGAGAACACGGUCAUCGACUGCAUCUCCACACACUGUGGCGGUCCCUCAUUGCCAUGUUGAUAUCAAUGAUUUGAGUCAGGGUGGACGCAAUUCUCUGAGUCAAUUGUCGUCUCUUUCUGGUGAAAAUCUGAGCGAGAGAGAGGGUUAUGAGAUGAGAAAGAGUGGAGCAAUUUGAGCACAUGUUGACUAGAUGAGUGACGAUGCAUGCGGGUCUUGCAGUCAAUCGGGUCAGCACAUGCACACACAAUAGAUCGUCACAUUGCAUAGAGGUAGAGAUGAUUACUUGUUUUUAAUUGACAGAUUUAUGUGAUUGUUUUAGCACUCAGCAAUAAAUAUUUUGUCUAAUUAAUAAAAAUUAGUUUGGA